AUGAGUCAGCAGCUGGCAGCACAGAAUCAGCCGGGCCUGCUCAUGGACCCGGCAGAGGGGCAGGUGCCCUGCCAACGUCAGGACCGUUCCAACGUGGAUGGCCUGCUGCCGUCCAAAACCAGCAUUCAUUCCGAAGAUAGUGGACAAGCUGUGUCCAUGAAAAAACCUCCAAAAGAAUUGAAAUGUCGUUUUGAUUCAUCACUGUUUCGUAUAACUCGAAACUUUAUAGAUCUGAUCAGGAGUGCCCCGGGGGGUGUUCUUGACUUAAAGGAGACUUCCACAAAACUGGGAGUGCCAAAACGACGGUUAUAUGACAUCAGCAAUAUUUUAGGUGGAGCCAACCUGGUGCAAAAAAAGUCGAAGAACCUUAUUCAGUGGAUAGGAGGUGAUAUUACCAAUUUUGAUGCAGUGCACCGGCAGAAGAAGCAGCAGGAGGAACUUGAUGAGUUAUCGGCAAUGGAAGAUGCUCUGGAUGAGUUAAUUAAGGAUUGUGCUCAGCAGUUAUUUGAGUUAACAGAUGACAAAGAAAAUGAAGGAGUAGCAUAUGUGACAUACCAAGAUAUUCAGAGCAUUAAAGCAUUCCGUGAACAGAUGGUUAUUGCAGUUAAAGCUCCAGCAGAAACCAUACUGGACAUUCCAGACCCGGGAGAGGACUCUAUCACCCUACAAGUACAGAGCACCAAAGGGCCCAUUGAUGUCUAUUUGCUAGACAUGAAACAGGAUCACUCAAAUAAUAAGGUGUCUGAAGGUGGAGGGACCUCCUUAUCUAAAAGCAAACACUCCAAAAACCCUAAUAAAGAAGAAAAUUCUCCACAGCAAAGCGAAGAAGUGCUUGAAGUGAGCAAGUGA
Molecule: messenger RNA, 849 nt
Organism: Molossus molossus (Pallas's mastiff bat)
Lineage: Eukaryota; Metazoa; Chordata; Mammalia; Chiroptera; Molossidae
Product: transcription factor E2F6-like
Exons: 1
Coding region: 1-849 (282 amino acids)
Biological process (GO): regulation of transcription by RNA polymerase II
Cellular component (GO): RNA polymerase II transcription regulator complex
Molecular function (GO): DNA-binding transcription factor activity, RNA polymerase II-specific; RNA polymerase II cis-regulatory region sequence-specific DNA binding; protein dimerization activity
Source: RefSeq, a predicted model, not a curated record